Messenger RNA from Nematostella vectensis (starlet sea anemone), 5396 nucleotides. RefSeq names its product neuronal acetylcholine receptor subunit alpha-7. Gene Ontology annotation, molecular function: neurotransmitter receptor activity; extracellular ligand-gated monoatomic ion channel activity; transmembrane signaling receptor activity. The transcript is spliced from 9 exons. Gene Ontology annotation, biological process: chemical synaptic transmission; signal transduction; regulation of membrane potential. Bases 2053 to 3582 code for a protein of 509 amino acids. Lineage: Eukaryota; Metazoa; Cnidaria; Anthozoa; Actiniaria; Edwardsiidae. Gene Ontology annotation, cellular component: neuron projection; synapse; membrane. The record is from RefSeq and is a predicted model, not a curated record.
UCAGUCCGAAAUGAACCAAUUUUUGGCCGCCAAGGGGGGUGCGCGCGCACCCUGCGCACCCCCCUGUGUACGCGCCUGGGGACCCAACUGGCCAAAAUGAAUGCAGAACUAGAAAGUAGUCGUAAAAUGCCAGUAAGGAACCUUAGCUUAGAUAGUUUAAAGCCGGAAGACGGACGACAAAACCGGAAGUUCAAACGUCUACCUUUUUUUUCUCCAUCCCAAUGAAAGCCAUCACACUCACUAAUAAGAAACCUGAUAUCGUUGCGAUAGCAACGUCUUUGCUUAAAGUUCCCUUGUGAUUUUACACUUUCAUUUGGUCAAUAUACUUGGGUAAUAGAAGAUGAAGAUUCUACAGUAAGUUGUAGGCAAUCAUAUGUCUGUUAUCAUGAAAGUGUCAAAAAACUUUGUGAAGUCACAAUGACGAGGCAACCCACGAUUCCCGUCCUCAAAAAGUUCGGAAUAGGAUUUCGCACCUCAUUCUUUAUAGAACAAGGACGACGCAAAUAAUGUUAGGAAAUAUUGAAGUUCUAAGAAAAAAGUUAAAUUUUUGCUCAAUUUAAUUUAAGAGUCUUUUUCAAUAAGCAAGCGUGCGGGGAUUUACCCUGCAAGUCACCACAACCAGUGGUACCACCCGCUUAAGGGCCGUUUACACUAACACGGAUUCGUUUGGAUCCGUAUACUUUUCGAUACGUAUAGGCUUUUCGUCCACACUAACCCGCGCGCUAGAUCCAGCUAAUCCGGAUACUUUUUGGCCCGUAGUGUGGACGGUGGAAUGGCCGUAUCAAAAUGAAAACGAUGGUGAAAUGUCGCAGGCGCGUCUGCUGCUUUGAGCAUGCGCAUAUCAUAAAAAUGAAGUCACCCCGUACCUUUCAGCGUUUUCAAACGUUUGAAUCCGUGUAGACGGCUGGAUUCAGGCGAACACGCUGCGAAAACGAUAGUGUGGACGCGAAUCAAGUUAUGCGUUUUCGGCGAAACGAAUCCGGAUACUUUUGAAUCCGUGUUAGUGUGGACGACCCCUUAGUUUACAGCAAAUGUAAUCCUUGGCAUUUCUGUCGCGUGAGGUAACACACAGCGUACGGACGUUGUUCUAAACGUUGCUAUUAAGAAGUGAAUAUUAAUCAAAAUGCUGAGUAGUCAAGACCUUGAGACAAAAGAUGAUUCAGUAAAUACUACUAUUGCGUGGCGAAUGACAGAAAUAUCAGAAUAUAUAAAAAAUAAAAAUCUCUUUCCAGAAUUUAAUUUAUCAAUCAUUUACCCCCAACUUACAUUAAAUGUUGAUGUUCUAUACCCUGAAGGCUUUUCAACAUCCCUUAGUUUAUAACAUUUUUUUAUUUAAAUGGUAAUAAUCUGAAAUGUAUUUUUCUACGGUUUCUGGAAUUUUCUGACUUUGCUUCUCUUUUUUACGUUGUGUGAGCUGAGAUGAAUUAAGUCCGGUGUCAAAUGGACCAAGUACGUCGACGGGCUGUACAUUUUUAAAAGAACAACGAGAACUAUGCUAUUUAUUAUAUACCGAGUUGUUUUAAUUCCUUCACUUCCAUCAAAUUUAUAUUGGCCCGCGAUAAUAAAACGAAUACGCUAACAAUAAUAUAUUACGGAAAAGGAAUCGGGUUAAUUAAGUUUUUCAUUAAGACUCUUAGAGAUAAGACUGUAAAUGAUCCAGUCGUCAUAUGAUCGUGGUGAAAAUUCAUUGUUAGACGGGGUAAUCUUAAGCUCAGUGGUAUAAGGAUCGUCAAACCUUUCUGUGUUCACUGGGAGUAAUGCGACAGGGAGAAAGAGGGCAUAAGUCACAUCAGGGGGCGGGAAUCGUCAUAUAAAUAAAGGGACGGAAGUAAUAAAUAGCCAAUGGCAUGUGGGAUAUCGCGAGCAUCAGACAGAAGUAGCUCAACAGAGGUUGAUAAAAAUGUUGGUUUCUGUAUAGUAAACGCGGACUUGUAUAGAUUGCAGGUAGAAAACAGGGUCGUGGUGAUGGUAGAGUUUACAUCGAGGUACAGAAUGACAAUGUAAUUUGGCUGUUAAAGAGGAAAACAUCACUGAUAGCAAGGACGAAGCAAGAUGUUUUGGUGUUUAGCAUGGAUGGGAAUGGCGCUGUUAACUUUAGAAGGCGUAUCAGGUUCGCAAUCGAGCGCCAAAAAACAUGACAGCCCUCAGCAACGACUCAUAUCAGAUUUAUUCAAGAACUACGACAGAGACGCGAAACCGAUGGUUAGAGGAAACAGCAGUUCUGUUAUGGUAACCUUUGCAGCCAAGCUGAUCAGGAUCAUCGCAGUGAAAGAAAGAGAGAACACGUUUAGAACACAGUGGUGGAUGCAGCAGAGAUGGACAAAUCCCGACUUGUCGUGGAAUGCUAGCGAGUACGGUGGCGUGAGUCAGAUUUACGUCAGUCCCAAACGCCCAUGGACUCCUGACAUCUUACUCUACAACAGCGUUCGUUUCGUUGAUAGCGCGGAGGAGGACGAUCGCCUUGGUGGUGGAACAGAGAAGUACAAAACACAGAUAGAGAUCCGUUCUAACGGGUACAACUCCUGGCUUUCUCCUGCGAUGUUUAAGAGCACGUGUGAUGUUAACACUAGGUAUUUCCCAUUUGACGACCAGCACUGUACGUUGGAGUUCGGCUCCUGGGCUUUUGAUGCCUCUCAGCUUGACCUCCAGAUCGACGAUGGCGAGACGGGCUCGCAGAAAUUCGAGAAGAACACAGAAUGGCUGUUAAUCAAGUUUGAAGCAAAACGGAAGUCGGUCAAGUACACGUGUUGCCCCUACCCCUUUCCCAGUGUGGUUCUCCAUGUCCAUAUAAGGCGCCGUUACUACUAUUACCUGGUCAAUCUGGUAGUGCCAUGCUCGCUAAUUGGAGUGAUGGUGCUGUUGAUCUUUGUGCUCCCGCCCGAGAGUGGAGAGAGGAUAGGUCUGGGUAUCACUGUGCUCAUGGCAAUGGCGAUCUUCCAAGAACUGACUUCCGAGAAAUUACCAGUGGAGUCUGAUCACACGCCGUUAUUGGCACAAUACUACUCCGGUGCAAUCGCCGAGAUUGGCCUCGCCCUUUUCGCGACAUCAAUUAUCAUAAACUGCCAUUACAGGAAAACAAGAAUGCCCUUUUGGAUACAAAAGAUAGUAUUCAACAUUUUAGGACCAAUAGCGCGUAUAAGGCACCAGCCUAAAUCCGCUCAAACCGACGAUUCACUCUUGGGGAAGGGCGCAAACUACGAGGAAAACUCCAAAGACGGCGUCGCGUUUAUCAAGGGGAACUGUGAAUUGAAGGCGCUGAGCUUACUCAGGAAUGAUUCCAACGUGUCUAACGAAGUGCCCAACUCAGGGGAGUGUCAGGUCUGUAAACAUUUAAGCAAUUUAAGAGAGACUCAGGUGUUGGAUGAUAAAGAAGAUGGAGGUCACACCGGGUUUCAUUACGGCGACGACGACGAGAACGAUGGACAGCACAUUUACGGCAAAGACUGGCAAAUGGCAGCCAAGAUUCUGGACCGAUGUACCCUCAUUGUUGCUGUCAUUGUCAGUGUGUGUACCUUCGGCGCAAUUUUCCUGCAAGCUCCGAGGAUCCAGGCGAUGUUUUUGGGGGAGGGUAUCGAGAGCUGAAGAUAGUUGUUGAUAGUUGAUUGUGGUAGAAAAGGUGCUUUUGGAGUCGCAUCGAAGUGACAGAGAUGAUACCUGAAUGCGCCGUGAAUAUACUCGCUUUUUAGCAAAAGAUCAGAUUCGAGAACUUGAUGUCUUUACCAAACGAGGAGGGAUAGUGUGAUCUUGCGAUGUUUAACUUAUCUCUUGUCUUUGUGGUCUAGCAAGUGCCGUAUCAGAAAAAAAGUUCAGAAUCAAAACGGUUAGGGUAAAGAACUGCAGGUGUGAUGCUUGCAUAAGCUCAAUAUAACAAUGUAGGCAGAACUGUUGAGACUCGCUCAAAAGAUCGUUUCCAUAUAAUCGAGGCAGUCUUCUGGAACGCUUUAUACGACAGUCGGAAUGUUAUCAUAUGGAGACAGUCUUUAUUGCAAUGAAAAAUGAAACACAAAGCAUUCAUAACUAGGAAGUGGCAGAAGUGGUCAAUGUUUACAUAUAGCAGACAUAGUACAUAUUAAACACGAGGUUCCUCUAUAAAAGGGAAAGCUCCUCCCAGCCCUGGGCUCAAGAACAAUCAGUUAUCAAUCAGCAGUCAAUGAGUCAACAUGUCAGGACAAUUAUUCUGAGCGCUAAAUUCAAAUUUCAUAUUCUAUACCUUGUCCACCUAAAAUGUUUCUAUUUAUAGUAAAAGAAUGCUGUACCAAGCUGUGUGCGCUCUGAAAUACGAGCAUUUUAACACAUCGCGAGAAUAAUUUAUGCUCACGCGUUAGAUUAUGGAUAGCGCAAAAUUUAACAUUUUGCACCGAAAACAAGAGUGGACAGCAGUUAACUAAGUUAUCAUUCUCUUAAAAUAACUGUCUUGUUACCUGUGCAGUGUUCUAAUUAUAAUUGCAAAGUCGAGCCCGGGGGCAGGAGGAGCUUUCCAUUUUAUAGCGAAACCCUCGUGUUUAAGAAGUACUCGUGAAUGCAUGGGAACCAGUGCACACAUUUCGUCCCGUUAAUAUCUCAAUUGCCGGUUGCAGGGCAUGCAAUGGGUGGAGAACUUCUAAUUGUACUUGGAAGAAAUCAUUCUUUUACCCAGGCAUAUAGCGCCCCACUUUGCCUACGAUAAGGCAGGAAUGACGAUCGAGGUUUCCCGAUCGAUGUCUGCUCCACAUCACUUUGGGUAGACUCUCCACCUAUUUCGCAUUUGUUACUAGUAUACGGGCGAUUUCUUUAAUCAGCUGGCUAGUCCAAUCUAUCUAACUUGAUUUGAUCAACGUGAAGCAAACCAACAUAAAUAUCUUCCUGUAGUUGUCAUUUUAGUCAAAGGCUCUUUCGGGUCUCUCUCAAGAGCUCUUAACUCAAAAAUUGUAACAUUAUAGACGGAAGUAGGUUUUUAGUAAAAAAAAAAAGGAUAAUAUUUAAAGAGAAUGUUUAAAAGGAAACGUUUUCUUUCCGUUGGUUUGGUCCACGUUUAAAGGCUGGAGGUGAUCUCAGUUUCCAUGGACACGUCAUUUCAUAUGCGACAAGCUCGAUAAGAUGUUACGGAUGUUCGCAAGAACAGAUUUAAUACAUAUUGAUACACAAUCUUAUUAUUAUGAUAAUGUUACAAGCUUGAAAAAACAUUAUCAUAAGCCCUUGCGACAUUGAUAUUUUCUCUUCUCUUGAGUCAGAAGGUUGUGUUGCGAUGUUACAGUAAAUAAUUAGCAUGGGAUUAGCACAGGAUUCACAUUCACGAAAUCGAGAGAAACACCUUGAUCAGUGGUUACCCAUAUAAGUGACGAAUUUUGUAACAUGUUAACUUCAUCCUAGCGUUUGAUUAUUGGGGGUGAUUGCAAAUAAAGUGAUACAGUUUCUAA